Molecule: messenger RNA, 3321 nt
Organism: Stylophora pistillata
Lineage: Eukaryota; Metazoa; Cnidaria; Anthozoa; Scleractinia; Pocilloporidae
Source: RefSeq, a predicted model, not a curated record
AAUCCACGUGAUGUUUUAAAGGGGAAGAACAAGAAUUUAUACUGUGUUUUCUCUUUACGACUUUCUCUUUCUAUUCGCGCACCAAGGAGAGACUUGUCUUUGUUCUCAUAAAUAUAAUUUCUCAUCCAACAAGAAAAUUUGGAGAUUUAGUAAGUGCAAACGACUGGGUACUAUACAGAGAGGAAAUCAUGAGCUGUAGCGGGUAUCAGUAUAUGACAGUUUUUUUAACAAGUUUUGUAAUCAUGCUUCAAGCCAAGCCAAACUGCGAAAAGACUACAGGGCUCACUCAACAGCUCAGGCGAUUCUCUGCAGAACAUGUUAAAAUAAAUAAAGAGGACACUCAUCAAACCAAGCAUCUGGUGGAUAGCUACCUAAAAAAUGGCGUUUUACGAUAUAUCUUUGAUAACUCACAACCCCUUGCCAUCAGCAAGCUAGAAUACACAGGAAGCCUUUAUGAGAGACUUAAAACUGAAGCAGCUGAUGAGGUGGAUGUCAUGGUAGUAUUACAGACAGACAAACAGGAAGUAAUACUAGAGGAUGCUGGGGUCCCGGGGUUUGUGCUGCUGAAGUUAUUAAAAGAUGAUUCACCACUUAAAAAGUAUACAAACACAGAUGGUUAUAUUAUCCCUGACAAGCUGCGAGCAAGUUGGUUCUUUGGCCUUGUUCAGAAGGCAGUUAAUGAACUUGUAUUACAAGGUGAGAUGAAAGUUAGAUCACACGGCCCAGCGGUACAGCUGGAUAUCACAGACAGCAACUCAGGAAAGAAGCUGUCAGCUGACUUGGUCCCAACCUUCCAGAUUGGUACCAUAGACUACUUUGUUGCAAAGUCCUAUACAGGAAGUAUAGUUCCUGCCUGUGAUUGUAAGCUUCUCUGGCGAAAGUCAUUCUCACUGAUGGAGAAGGCAAGACUGCAAGAAAUGGAUAAAGAGGACCAUGGAUGCAGGCAUGAGCUUCUCCGAAUUAUCAAGAGCAUCAUUAGGGGGGAGGCAACCUUUGCUAAAUUGAAAAGCUACCAUUUGAAGACAGCAUUUUUGAGGUACAAUAGCAAUUCAAAGGUUUCGUGGGAUAAAGACCAGCUUGGGGAGAGGUUUAUUGAGUAUCUGGAAUCGCUUUAUGCUGCUGUAAAUAGCAAGAAUAUGAAUCACUUCUGGGUUGAAGGAAUCAACCUCUUGGAUAAUAUACCAAGUAAAACUCUGGAAAACAUGGCUGAUAGGCUGCGAAAGAUUUUGGAUAGUGACAAAGAAAGGAAUAAAGUCCUUAAAUGUCAAAUUCCAGUUUCGAUGGCUACAAAUGACAACAGAGCUGAAAACUGUCCAGUCACAUCACCAGGGAAACCAAAGCCAAUUCAGCUUGAUAUGCAACAAACUCCAACAGAUCUUUUACAAGUCUUGCGCAGAUUUCUUGACAGCCUGGGUACAGUUCUCAGUGAAGAUGCAAAGUGGUCUAAGGAAGUUAUUGAGCAGGUUGUGAAAGAUGGAUUGCUGAAAUACUGCAAGGAGAAAUCUGAUGUCGAUCUCCUCAGUAAAUUUGAAUAUGGUGGGAGUUUGUUUGAAAAUUUGAAAACUAAACACUCUGAUGGAGAUGAUGCUGUUAUCCUCCUUGUCUUAAAAGGAAAAAAAGGCUUCAUUGACUCUGAAGUGAAUGAUGCAGGAUAUGCAGGGAUCAAAGCAACAGAGGGUUCUCCUUAUAAAGAGUUUUCUAAUCCAGAUGGCUUCCUUGUGCCUGUGAAAUUCCAAAACUGGCUUUUCAAGCUGAUUUCCAAAGCUGUGCAGAGCAUUACCAGUAAAGGAGCUUCAACAUUAUCUUUGAAAGCUUCAAACUCCAGUGGUUUGAAAGUUUGCAUCAGUGAGCAGUCUAAGGCUUUGGAGGUUCAGCUUGUGCCCACAUUUCAACUUGACGGUGAGUAUUUUGUACCAUCCUCUUCUCAGCAUGGGUAUCUCCCAACAGGUGUGGCCCAGGACACAGCCUGGAUCAAGUCUUACACCUUGAUGCAGAAGGCUCUCCUUAAAGACAUGGACAAAGACCAAGGGUGUCGGCACAGCUUGUUUAAAGUGGUAAACACAGUUCUCCACAAAGAAGCAACAUUUUCACCCUUGACAUCAUUCCUUCUCAAAAUGUGUCUACUCUGGUACAACAAAACUACUACUGACUGGGGUCAAGACAGCUUAGCUGAGCAUUUUACAGGUUUUGUGACCUUUUUGAGGGAUGCACUUCAAAAGAAAGAGAUUCAACACUUCUGGAUCCAGGAAUUAAACCUGUUGACAAAUAUUUCGCCCAAGACCCUUGAAAACAUGCACACUAGGCUGUCAAGAAUCCUUAACAGUGAACAGGAGAGGAGGAAAAUUCUGAAUAUAUAGAUUGACUUAAACAGAAACUUUAAUUCAGUGUUUUGUGCUUUCUGUGCAGAAUUUGUUCAAUUGUGAAAGACAGAAAUAUUGCAACACAUAAUGCUGAGCUAAUUGAAAUAUUUAGGGAGUAGCUAUCUCACAAAGAAGAAAAACAAUAGUUAAUGGAUUACAUAAUGAUAAAUUUCUUAAUUAUGGAAAAAAUUGCAGGAAAUGAAUAGAACAGCACAAUGCAUGGAGUUCGACAGAAGCUGAAACCAGAGAACUGAUUGCUGUCAAUGCUAAGAUUUGUAGCUGCCUACUUCAUGCUUUAUUUUCUUUGUCCUUCACACCACACAGGCAUUGAGCAAACAGGAAAAAAGUCUCUGUUUUCUCCCUCCCACACCUCAUUGUGUUUGGUAGGUACCCAAGAUCUCUUACUUUGAUUGCACUCGGGACAAUGAUGAAAAAGAAAACUGGGCUUUGGAGAAACUCACAACCCUGUUAAUACCCUGAGAUCAGCAUGCACAUUCUUCAUACUGUUCUCUAUACAUUUCCUGAGGUAUUGACUAGGAGAAUUUGUUCAUCAAUCAGAGCUUGUUUAGUUAGUGACCUUUUCCUUUAUUCUCCUGACUUUAAUGUUUUACUUAGGGGUGUUACUGUAAGGAGAAAUUAGCUUCCAGUCACUCCUAGGAGUCAAAGGGUUAAGGUUAAAAAAAAGUUGUCAAAAACCUGUUAGUGGCACAUUGACUGUGAGCCAGCCCAUCCACUGUUUCAUUGUUGAAUUGAGACUUCAGGUGUUGGAAAAAAGCAACAAGUAAAACAGACAACUAAUUAAAACCAGGUCUAAUCAAUGGAAUGGUUGGCCUGUUCAGACCAAAAGAGGGAAGGAAGAGGAAGGAAAGUAAUGCAAGCACAAAACACAAUUCUUGGGAUUCAUUAAUCUCAAACUUUGCACUUUGUGUUGGCAGAAACUUCCCUUUUUCCCUUCCCUACU